CUAAACGGCAGCGAUUUGCGUUCGCAUCGUGCGCAGAGCUCGAAAGACUCCCAAACAAAUUCGAAAAAAAGUAGCAAUCGUUGAAAAAUUAUAAAUUUUAAACUAAAUCUGUGCAAUCUAAAACAAGAUACAAAACUAAAUUUCAACAAUAUAUUUGCGUUCAAAAACAAAAGCGACGCGUUCAAGUGCAAAAAAAAAGUCGAAGCGUUCUUUUUAAUUAUAAUUAUAUUUGUGUAAAAGAAAAAGUAAAUAAAUAUACAAACAUGGUGAGCACAGCGCUUAAAAUGAUCAUGGACGAGAAUGCAACGGAGAAGUACAAUAAUGUCCAAGUGAAGAAAUUGACGGUGCCUUCAAACGAGGCAAACCACACAAAGCGCGCCGCACUCGGCGAUCUGCAGAAUCGAGGACUGAACCGUGGCGUUGUCUCCAAAGAAGCGGCACAAAAGGAACUGAAAGACGUGAAAUUGGCCAAGGCGCGUGUGGACACACACUGGAAGAAGCAGCCGCUGGGCGUGAGCAAUGCCAAUGCAGGUGCAGCCAAAACAACAGCCGCCUCCUCACUGAUGCGCUCCAACUCGAUGCGCACCAAUGGGCAGCAGCCCGCUGCUGGGGUGAUGUCCCGCCAGAUCUCGGCCAGCACGCUGAACGCUGGACGCACCGCUGCAACGACAACGGCCAAUGCAAAAGUGGCCGCCGAUGCGAACAACAAGCUUGCAGCUGCAGCCAAGCAAAAGUCCAUCUCUGACGAGAAGGUCAACACGCUGCGUCGCGAGGACAGCAACUUGUCACGCAAAUCGCUGACCAAGCUGCGCGCCGCCCUGGCCAAGCCGAAUGUGCCUGCUGCCGCGGCAGUCAAUGCACAGAAGAAGGAACCGCUGGUGCCCAGGGCGCAGCCCAGGACUGCAGCAAAUGCGCUGGCAGUUAAAAAGGAUGCAGCUGCUGCUGCAGUGCACCUAAAGAAGGAACCUAUGGCCCUGGCCAGGCUGCCCAAGAUGCGCCCCACACCAGCCGUGGCUGCCACAACAGUUCCAUCAACCUUAUCGCUGGCCGGCAAGAGGCUAGCAGAGGUGGAGGACAUUGAUGCCGAUGAUCGGGAAAAUCUGGUUUUGGUAUCGGAGUAUGUGAACGACAUUUACGACUAUCUAUAUGAACUGGAGGAGCAGCAGCCCAUUCAUACCGAUCAUUUGGCCAAUCAGCUGGAGGUGUCGCACAAGAUGCGCGCUGUGCUCAUCGAUUGGAUCAACGAGGUGCACUUGCAGUUCCAUUUGGCUGCCGAGACAUUCCAUCUGGCCGUGGCCAUUAUCGAUCGCUAUCUGCAGGUGGUCAAGGAUACCAGGCGCAAGUAUUUGCAGCUGGUGGGCGUCACAGCUCUCUUCAUAGCCACCAAAUACGAGGAGCUCUUCCCGCCGGCCAUUGGCGAUUUUGUGUUCAUAACCGACGACACCUAUACGGGUCGCGAGAUAAGGCAAAUGGAACUGCAAAUACUGAAGGCCAUCGAUAACAAUCUGUCGCGUCCAUUGCCCAUACACUUCUUGCGGCGCUACUCGAAGGCCGCCAGCGCUGAGGAUGAGCAUCACGCCAUGUCCAAGUACUUCUUGGAACUGGCUGGCAUGGACUACGAGCUGGCCAGCUAUAAGCCCUCCGAGAUUGCAGCUGCCUCGCUGUUCCUGUCGCUGCACUUGCUCAAUGGCAACGCACGCGCUGCCACGGGCUUCAAUGACAAACACUGGACGCCUACUCUGGUGCAUUACUCACGCUACACGGCCGCAUAUUUGCGUCCGAUUACACGGCAAAUUGCGAAACUGGCGCGCGAUGCGCCGACUGCCAAAUUGCGGGCCAUUUACAACAAGUAUCAGGCCAACAAGUUCCAGAAGAUUGCGCUGCGUCCCGAACUGAGCGGUCCGCUCAUGGACUCGAUUGUGGGCAAGAAAUAGUAGAUGCCCCACACUCACUACGUGUCGACUUUUGGCCCGUGCAGUUAUUGUUAAUAUUGACUGCAUUUUAAGUUUAGUUCAAUUUGUUUUCUAUUUAAAUUUGUGUAUUUUUCGUUUCGUGUUCCUCACUUUAUGUGCGAAUGUGUGCGUGCGUGUGUAUAAUAAUCAUUAUAUGAUCCUCAUCAUGAUUACGUUUAAUGUCCUCUCCUGUGCGCGUCUUGCAUUUGUCUCAUCGCCGCUUUUAAGGUGAUCAACGGCAAAGGCAGUCCCCCUCUCCCUGCACCCCUACCAUAUAACAGGAUCCAGUCCAUCGCAGGCUCAACAGCUUUGCUUUAUUUGGCCACAAGUUGUUCGAGUUUGUCCCUGGUCUGUGGCCCGCGUCCCCCUACUGAUGAUAUAUACAUAUAUAUUAUAUAUGUAUGAUUGUAUGUGAGAAGAUGGUUGGACACUGAGAGCACCAAUGAGCAAAUUUUAUAUAAAAAGAAAAAAAAAACAGAAAAACCGGUGAGCAACGAGCGCAUUUGCUGGCUGAAGAUAUCGGCGUUGCCUCUCAAAGUAUUUUAAGUUACUUUCCCAAAAAAAAAAAAAACGAAAAAGAAAAA
Drosophila montana is the source of this 2536-nucleotide messenger RNA. It is a transcript of the gene CycB, whose product is annotated as Cyclin B. Gene Ontology annotation, molecular function: cyclin-dependent protein serine/threonine kinase regulator activity. Gene Ontology annotation, cellular component: cytoplasm; nucleus; cyclin-dependent protein kinase holoenzyme complex. Lineage: Eukaryota; Metazoa; Arthropoda; Insecta; Diptera; Drosophilidae. The transcript is spliced from 5 exons. Gene Ontology annotation, biological process: regulation of cyclin-dependent protein serine/threonine kinase activity; mitotic cell cycle phase transition. Bases 264 to 1934 code for a protein of 556 amino acids. The record is from RefSeq and is a predicted model, not a curated record.